CAGCCUCCUUCUCCCACCUCUCCAUAAACAAUACCGCAGUUCAACAAAUCUGAUGCGACUUGAGACUCAUAAACAGAGUACAAGCGAAGGAGAAGCUUUUACCUCCCAAGCAAGAAGACCAUGGCUUCAGCCUCCCCUCAACCCAGUUUCCUCACAGGCAACCCCAUCUCCCCAAUUCCUAAGCCCACAAGGAGGUCACUCCCACCCCAACUGCUCUCGUGCCGGUUUUCCAUGGAAAAAGAACCAGACCCGUCUGGCAGAAGUGAGAUAAAGUUGGCUAAAUUGGCGAUUGUAACGUUGGCGGCUGGUGUGCUGACAGUUGGUUCCGUCCAUGAUGCCAUGGCCGCGAAGUCCGGUGGCAGAGUUGGAGGUCAGGCCUUCCGGUCACCGGCACCAAGGUCGUCAGGCCCGCGAAUUAACAAUUCAAGCAUUCCAUUUUGGACAGGACUAAUGUAUUCAUCAACCCACCAGUGGCACCACCUCUCGUUGGUGGGUAUGGCUAUGGGGUACCAUUCUAUGGUGGAUGGGGCUGGUCUCCUUUCACAUUCUUUGCACCAGGGCCCAACGUUGCGAUAGGCAUUGGAGGAGGGUUUGAAGUAUUUGCCGCGUUCUUAGUGCUUGGAGCGAUUACAACCGUUAUUAGAAGAUUUAUUGGGCGAAGAGACGAUGAUGAAGAUGACUAUUAAUGCCAUAUUGCUAUGCCAUCAUUUAUAUAACCACGUCUGUAUUAAAGGGACACCAAAGUUACCACUUUUUUGUAUUCGUGAUUAAUAUCUCUACACUUGCAAAAUGUAUUAUAAGAGUAGUAGACUAGCAGUACAUCUUAUUUGAUCUUUUUAUGGU
Messenger RNA from Elaeis guineensis (African oil palm), 843 nucleotides. The record is from RefSeq and is a predicted model, not a curated record. NCBI's taxonomy places the organism in Eukaryota, Viridiplantae, Streptophyta, Magnoliopsida, Arecales, Arecaceae.